CCCUGUUCAAAAGGUUUUUCUGCAUGCUAAAAGUCAAGAUUCAGCUCGUGAAAACAAUGUUUUAACUGUCCAUGUAUCAUAUCAAUAAAAUAUUUUUUUUAAAGUAGAAAAUUACUUUUUGCGAAAAAUUUAACCUAUCUACGUGUUGUUUAGCACAGUGAAUUUAUACAGCUGUUGUAAUCAUUAAGAUCUACCUACUUCUUUAUUAGAAGCUAAUUAAAAGUUUAAAAUAUAGAAUAUGUAUAUUAAUUAUAAAUAAAGUCAUCCAAGAUAUAUUCUCAAUGUCAUUCAAAAACAAAUAAAUAUAUAUAUAUUCAAUAAUAGAAAAAAUAUGAGUGAGUAUGUUAUUGAUGACGGUUGGAAUAUUAUUUUACCUAAUGAUUCUCCAGAGGAAGAAUCCGAAUUGAGUGAUGGGCGUGAGUCCGUAAGAAAGGUAGGUAGAAAAAGAAUUAAAUCAUUAUUUCAACCCGCCGAAGCUCCAUCCGCUGUAGAUAAAGAACCCGAAGAACCUAAACCUGCAGCCGAUCUUGGAAAAGAAACUUGGAGGAUCAGCUUUUUCAAGAGAGCUUUCCCUGUCAAAAAAUAUGAUGCCGGUUUUCCGGACGCUGCAAAAAAGGUUUACAUGGACAAAAGAAGGCCGCUUUGGUUACCACAACAAGACGAUGAUGAAGAUUACUUUAAUCAAGCUUCGUAUUUUUCCGAAAUUUUAGCAAGAGAUCAAAUUAAACGGCAGGCUGUUCUUGAAAAGAUGUACAAGCCGGACAAUGGAGAAUACGCUUAUUCCAGAUCGGACCUCGUUGGAAAAACGUAUAUUUCCAAGUACAUGAAAGGUGUUCACUGCUGCAAGUUCUCUCCUAACGGUGAAUACCUUUUGAUCGGGACCGGAAAUGGCACUAUUCAGAUUUGCCACAUGGACACUAAAUCAACUAGUGUUCACUGCUUAAGAGGAUACAACAGAAAAGUCACAUCUAUAAACUUUUUACCUUCCAAAGACAAGGAGCAUAAAACAUUCUUUGUAUCAAGUAUCACUGGACGUGUCUACAUGGGAAAAUUUGAGGAAGAUCAAUGGAAAUUAUAUGCGUUCCUAAAAGAGAUCAAUAAUGAAAUCAAUGCAAUGGACAUAAAUAAAACUGGAGACUACAUGGCUACAGCUGGCCGUGAUUCACAUAUCAGAAUAUAUGAUCCUAAUCGAAGGAAGUUAAUCCAAAUGUUUUUGAAACCUGGGACUGCAUCUGAAGAAGAUGUUCUGAAAGAACCAAUGUCGGAUGAUGGCCAUUUUAGAAGAAUAUGUGCUCUAAAAUUUAAUCCUGAUGAUGAAAAUGUGUUCAUUACCGGAGGAUGGGAUGAUAUUUUAAAGGUUUGGGAUUUGAGAACAGUGAAUCCUGUUCAAAGUAUAGCAGGACCGCAUUUGACAGGCAAUGCAAUCGAUAUAUGGGGGAGAGUUCUACUUACAGGACAGUGGACUUGUAAUGAAAGUAUUCAGUUAUGGGAUAUGAGGACAUCAAAGUGUUUAACAACACUCAAACCAAUGAAUCGCCCCCUUCGUUAUGCUGGAGAAUUUAUUAAUAGUGUGCAGUUCAUACGUUUCUGGAGCGAAAAUGCUCAAAUUGCCAUUCCUGGUUCUGUAGGAGAUCUAAUUUUAGCUGGAGGAUCAGGGACUAAAGCACUUGAAGUAAUAAGUGUCAAAGAGAAUAUGGUAUUACAUAGUACAGAAGAAACAGCUGCUGUUUCAGCAAUAGAUCAUUUUAGAACUUUAAUUUGUUAUGGAACUGUUGAUCAACUGUACGGUAUGGUGAGUUUCUUUCCCUUUGUUGGAAAGUUAUCCAAAGAAAUGAAAUUCAAAGAUAAAAAAACUGAGGAUAAGAUGUUGAAACAUUUUUCGGAGUAUGGAAAUCCAAUGGGAUGGCAUGAAGUUGCAUUUGAUAUAGAUUUUAUGGAAGCCUUCAAUGAUGAAAACAAGGAAAAUGACUGUAAAUUAUCACCUGAGGAUGAAGAGGAGAAAAAAAGAAAGGAGGAGGAAAAAGAAAAUCUUGUGACAUAUGUAAUAGAAGAGCCUCAAGAAUAAUUGUUUAUUUUUCAAUACUAGUAUACAAAAAAUAUGCUACAUAUAGAGAAUAUCCUAUAGCUUAUUUAUUUUAACUGUUUGUUACCCUAGUACAGUAUAGCCACAAAGAGGCUAUAGUAGAGCUGUGGUUAUGUUAACCAUUUGUAGGUAUAUAACAAUCUUUUUAGUGAUUGGCUCAAUCGAUUUUCAAGUUGAUGUCUCAAAUUAAUCGGUGAAGUUCUGUGAGUAUUUAAAAAAAAGGUUCUAAUUGUUCACAUUAUACCUAUCCUGCUACUACUGAUAUUUUAUUUUUCUGAAGCUGACCACAUAUUUUGUUUUAUCCAUAUUUAUUUUGAGCCCCAGUUCUGUACUGGCUUUUAUCAAUAUUUUUGUAUUUAGUUUGGGUUAGCCAAGUGGAUAAAAGCGUGUGCAAAAAUGCACUCGUCUACAAACUUGAAUGGUAUAAGUUCGAAUCCAGUUUCUGAGAUUCCAUUGGCAAUAAUUAAAAAAAAUAAAAAAUAAAUAAGGAAAUAUUUAAAUAAAUCUGGAGGCCUCCAUACCAGCCUCUGGCAUGUGAGGCCGAUUACUGGAGGCAACUCACAUCGAUUGGUCGUAGCAGUGAUGACCCUACUC
Molecule: messenger RNA, 2677 nt
Organism: Nezara viridula (southern green stink bug)
Lineage: Eukaryota; Metazoa; Arthropoda; Insecta; Hemiptera; Pentatomidae
Source: the annotation of a GenBank genome assembly